AAUAUAUAAAAUGAAGGUAGUACUAUUUUUCCUAAAAUACCGCACACGGAGAAUUUGAGCAAAUAAUAAAAAAAUGAAUAGAGUAAAUAAAAAGUGGGAUUAUAAAGAUUUCCUAUCGAUUUUCUUAAAAAACAUAAUCAUAGUCGUAAAUCAUUCAACAAAUUCGCAAGUCAAACUAUAUAUAUUUAUGUUGACUCCUACGUAUAUAUUUCUCUGUCCUCAUUCCUCAACACCCAAAAAACAAACAAUUACGGAGUAUAAAACAAAUCUAUCUCCGCCUCCUCACCAAUCACAAUCACAAUCACAAUCACCUCCCCUCAGGCCCCAUUCCUCCACCACUUCCAAUUCCCCUUAAAUUACUUCUCCAAGCCGUCGCAUAUCCGCCUGAAUUUCUCCGCUGCUUUAAUUCCUCCGACGCCUAAAUCAUCCCUCCUUCAUCGAGAUCUCCGUCGCCAGAUCUCCGCAAUCGGCACCGCUCCAUGAUUGGCUCUUAAAAUCUUCCAAAAAGGGAAAAUCUUGAUGGUGCGAAAUAGAGAAGAAAGGGAGGAUUUAGAGAAGUUUUCAUCACCAGUGAUUGAUAAUAACAGUAAUAAGGAUUCCCAACAUUAUUAUCAUCAAUCUAAUUCAAAUAUGAAAGAUACAUCAUUCAAAAUCAUGAGGCUUGUACUAUGUUUAGUGGUAUUUGUUACGGGUAUAGUUAUAGGAUUAAUUUCAGGCUCUCAUAUUGAUGUUGUUGAUGACUGGUAUAUAAAUUCUCGGCACAGCCGCCUCGCUGUCGCUGCCGCGCCACAGAAUAACAUUAGUAGUAGUAGUAGUGUUAGUAGUAGUAACUGCACAAUUGUUGACAAACAGCCGAAAAUUGAUUGUUCGAGUUUGGAGAAUUUGGUGCAUCCUAAAGAGUUGAUUCAUGGUUUAAGUGAUCGGGAAUUGUUUUGGAGGUCAUCAAUGGUGCCUCGAAUUCAAGGGUACCCUUUUAAAAGAGUACCUAAAGUGGCGUUCAUGUUCUUGACAAGGGGUCCUUUGCCAUUGUUGCCUUUGUGGGAGAGGUUUUUUGAAGGGCAUGAAGAUUUUUUUUCUAUUUACGUUCAUACUUUGCCUGGGUUUAUACUUAAUGUUUCGCCCUAUUCCGUCUUCUUCGGCCGCCAAAUUCCUAGUCAGAAAGUUUCCUGGGGUGAUAUAUCUCUGGCAGAUGCUGAGAAGAGGCUUUUAGCCAAUGCUCUCCUUGACUUUUCAAAUGAACGAUUUGUGCUUAUUUCUGAGAGCUGCAUCCCAGUCUACAAUUUCCAAACAGUGUACAAAUACCUUAUAGAAUCUGUUCACAGUUUUGUGGAGUCCUAUGAUGAUCCCUCACGUUAUGGUCGUGGUCGUUACAGCCGGAGAAUGGGACCCAAUAUUAGGCUCCAUCAAUGGAGAAAAGGAUCUCAGUGGUUUGAAGUCAAGCGAGCUUUGGCUAUUGAAAUUAUAUCUGAUUACAGGUACUAUGAUCUUUUCAGAAGAUACUGCCAUCCAUCUUGCUACCCUGAUGAACACUAUAUUCCUACUUACCUCAACAUAUUCCAUCCAUACCUCAACGCUAAUCGUACUGUGACGUGGGUGGAUUGGUCUUUGGGAGGGCCUCAUCCGGCGAGUUUUGGUAGAGAAAAUAUUACAGAAGGUUUCAUACAGAAUAUCAGAAAUAAUGGGACAGAAUGUUGGUAUAAUUCUCUGAGAACACCUAUUUGUUACCUGUUUGCUCGAAAGUUUCGUCCAAGCGCUCUGGAGCCCUUGCUAAACAUAAGCUCUAAGGUUAUGGGAUUUUGACAUUUUUCAUUGACUCAACUGGAAUGGAGCCUCAUCCAAAGAGUUUUGGUCUGGAUGCUGGUUGGAUCAGAUUACUUUAGUAAGUGCUGGUCAGCUCUUUCCUUUUUCUCUUUUUUCUUUUGUACAGAAAAUUUUGAUUGAUUUAGGUACGCAUUGGAAAGAAAACAAUCACGGGAAUCUCUAUAGUUCUACUCCAGUAAUUUAUUUGCAUAAAAUUUAAAGAAGUAAAUUGGCCAUAUCCCUUCACUUAAAGUAAUACAAGUAUUUAAUUAUUUUUGUA
Messenger RNA from Chenopodium quinoa (quinoa), 2080 nucleotides. RefSeq lists its product as uncharacterized. The transcript has 2 exons. Gene Ontology annotation, molecular function: glycosyltransferase activity. NCBI's taxonomy places the organism in Eukaryota, Viridiplantae, Streptophyta, Magnoliopsida, Caryophyllales, Amaranthaceae. The record is from RefSeq and is a predicted model, not a curated record. Gene Ontology annotation, cellular component: membrane. Bases 520 to 1800 code for a protein of 426 amino acids.